This is a messenger RNA of Hypoxylon fragiforme, 508 nucleotides long. RefSeq lists its product as uncharacterized. Bases 45 to 365 code for a protein of 106 amino acids. The transcript has a single exon. The record is from RefSeq and is a predicted model, not a curated record. Lineage: Eukaryota; Fungi; Ascomycota; Sordariomycetes; Xylariales; Hypoxylaceae.
ACGUCUGAUAUGUAUAUGCUCGUAAGCGGUUGACGCCACCAAAUAUGUAUAUGACGUUACAACUGCGGCAUGUACCCGAUUUGCCCCUGUCCAUGCUGCACAUGAUGGCUGCAUGCCUGUGGAUAUCGUCGUACGCACAUGCUUCCAAUAUUUUCUCCUUUCGAAGUCCUCCAGAUGUCGCCAUCAGAAAAACUGCUCACAAUGGGUCUCUGAGAGCUACCCACCUUUUGCGAUAUCUUCACUUCACUUAUGUAAAUAAAUCAUUCCCGAGGGGCACAUGCCAAGGUUCAAUUCCCGUCCCAAAGAAAAAGCUUGUUUUGUUGUUGCGUCCCGUGCCGUACGCGUAUUCGACCGUUCUGGGUUAAGUGCCUACCUGCCUAUCUCAACGACAUAUAUUCAGGUACCCUGAGCUACUAGCCUCCUGCCGUGGAAGUGUACGGCAGUAUCUCCAAAGUCAGCCUCCUAUCAACUAUUCCAAAACAUGCUAUGUACCUAUGGUGGGUGACAG